GUUGGUAAGGAAGAAAUUCAUACUAAUAAUUGAGGCACAGCCAAAAUACUAAGAAUUACGCGACAUUUUCUCUUAUUGGUUAGAUUUGAGGAUUCUCUCUUUCAUAUGAGAAUCUGCCGAUUCUCCUUCUAAUUUCUGCUGCCCAAAGGCCUCGAUUUUCGAGGAAUCUAAUCCCUUUCCCAUCUUUGGGGUUGCAGCUAGCUCAGCUCCCUCCCCCAAUUAUUGGACGCAAACUAAAUUAAUAUUAUAAUUCAAUUGAUCAUAGGCUUCAUAUUUAUUGUGAAAAAUCAAUACUCAAUUGGGAUAAGUUGUUGAUUUUUUUUUGGUUGCAAAUGGGGCUUCUUGGUGGUGGUAAAGGAGGGUGUUUUGUUGGGGGAGUGAGAAGUCUAAUAAGGAGGAAACAGGUUGAUUCUGCUCAUUCCAAUCCUUCUUCUUCUGCUGCUACUUCUCAUCAUCAGUUAGCUAAAGCUUUAACUGUUCCUCACCUUAUUGCCAUAGGUGUUGGUUCCACAAUUGGCGCUGGGGUUUAUAUUCUGGUUGGAACGGUUGCAAGAGAGCACUCUGGUCCUUCCCUCACCUUUUCCUUUUUGAUAGCUGGAAUAGCAGCUGCUCUUUCGGCCUUUUGCUACGCAGAGCUUGCAAGUCGUUGUCCAUCUGCUGGGAGUGCCUAUCACUACUCUUACAUAUGUGUCGGAGAAGGUGUUGCGUGGCUGAUCGGCUGGGCACUGAUAUUGGAAUACACGAUUGGAGGCUCUGCAGUUGCUCGUGGCAUAUCUCCGAAUCUGGCUACGCUUUUUGGUGGUCCAAAUAGCCUGCCAGCUUUCUUAGCUCGUCAUACAAUCCCAGGACUGGACGUUGUGGUGGACCCAUGUGCAGCAAUUUUAGUUUUUGUUGUUACUGGGCUUCUAUGUGUGGGGAUUAAAGAGAGUACGAUGGUACAAGGAUUUGUCACUACAGCAAAUGUAUGUGCCAUGAUUUUUAUCAUUGUUGCUGGUGGAUAUCUAGGAUUCAAAACUGGAUGGCCAGGCUAUGAGCUACCUGUGGGGUAUUUUCCCUAUGGGGUUGAUGGUAUGCUUGCUGGGGCUUCAACUGUCUUCUUUGCCUUCAUUGGGUUUGAUUCAGUUGCUAGUACUGCUGAGGAGGUGAAGAAUCCUCAGCGCGACCUGCCAAUGGGGAUUGGUUUUGCAUUAUCGAUAUGUUGUUCUCUGUACAUGUUAGUCUCUGCAGUGAUUGUUGGUUUGGUACCCUAUUAUGCUAUGGAUCCCGACACACCAAUCUCCUCUGCAUUUGCGAGCCAUGGAAUUAAGUGGGCAGCAUAUAUAAUAACAGUAGGAGCUUGUACUGCUCUUUGCUCAACGUUAAUGGGCUCACUUUUGCCUCAGCCUAGAAUACUUAUGGCGAUGGCUCGGGAUGGUUUGUUGCCUUCAUUUUUCUCAGAUGUGAAUAAACAUACUCAAGUUCCUGUUAAAAGCACUGUAACAACCGGUUUACUUGCUGGAACCCUGGCCUUUUUCAUGGAUGUUGAACAGUUGUCAGGAAUGGUCAGUGUUGGUACACUUCUUGCUUUCACAAUGGUGGCGAUCUCAGUGUUGAUUCUUCGAUAUGUUCCACCAGAUGAGGUCCCACUUCCAUCGUCUUUCCAGGUGGCGAUAGACUCUGUAAGCCAACGGCUUAGUGAAAGUAGUAGUAGUACAGACAUUAAUGUUGAGAACACCGAAGUUCCAGUUGUCUCCUUUGAUGACGCUACUCCUCUUUUAGAUGGGGUACCAGUCACACAUCCACAUGUGGAGAAAGCAGCAGUCCGAUUUAGCUUUUUCAUUGACCAAAGGCGGAAAGUUGCUGGCUGGACAAUCAUGUUCACGUGUAUUGGAGUGUUUAUGCUUACAUCUGCUGCUUCAAUUCUUAGCCUGCCAGGCCCUAUAAGGUUCACACUCUGUGGAAUUGGUGGGUUGUUCCUGCUAUCUGGUCUGAUAGUGCUUACCUGCAUAGACCAAGAUGAUGCAAGGCACAAAUUUGGACACGCAGGAGGAUUCACUUGUCCGUUCGUGCCACUUCUACCUAUUGCCUGCAUUCUCAUCAAUUCCUACUUGUUAAUUAACAUCGGUGGUGCAACUUGGAUGCGUGUAUCAGUGUGGCUGGCACUAGGUGUGUGUGUAUAUGCUUUCUAUGGUCGAACCCACAGUUCACUGCAGAAUGCAGUUUAUGUUCCAGCAACCCAUGUUGAUGAAAUUUACCAGAGCUCUGCUUCCCUUGCAUAUUAACAUAUUAUUGUUGGCGCCAGUGAUAACUCGUCUUCAAUUGAACUCAGAAGCAGCAUCCAAGAUCAGCUGUCUUCGUCCACGGUGAAGCAGAAAAACACAUUGGCUUCCCAAGUGUUUUGUCUAUAGAAAAACUGCUGCACGGUUUAGAUAGCCCACACACAUCUUUCCCUGUAUGUGUCACAUUGUAUUUUGUUGCCUGUAGGACUUCCAUUUAAGGAGGAAAUUAAAGAAAGGGGGAAGGGUAAAGAAAAAUAAAAAAUGAAAAAAAAGAUAUGUGGUUCCAAGUCACUAUACCACAUUCACAUUGUUAUCAAAAGUGGCUCCUUGAUUCUUCGUGCCUCUUGUAUGUAUACCAUAAUUGUCAUAGGGAUAGGUUGGAGCUAAUAUAGUAUAUUUGAAAAUGUACAUAUGCUGUGUGAAAUGCAGAUCAAAGAGUUUAUCUUGAAUUCAACGAGUCUGCUAUUUCCUUCUGA
Molecule: messenger RNA, 2734 nt
Organism: Nicotiana tabacum (common tobacco)
Lineage: Eukaryota; Viridiplantae; Streptophyta; Magnoliopsida; Solanales; Solanaceae
Product: cationic amino acid transporter 2, vacuolar
Biological process (GO): transmembrane transport; amino acid transport
Cellular component (GO): membrane
Molecular function (GO): amino acid transmembrane transporter activity
Source: RefSeq, a predicted model, not a curated record